Molecule: messenger RNA, 819 nt
Organism: Puccinia graminis f. sp. tritici CRL 75-36-700-3
Lineage: Eukaryota; Fungi; Basidiomycota; Pucciniomycetes; Pucciniales; Pucciniaceae
Exons: 2
Coding region: 1-819 (272 amino acids)
Molecular function (GO): zinc ion binding; nucleic acid binding
Source: RefSeq, a predicted model, not a curated record
AUGGAAAGCAAAUCUCGACUCGAUUCCUCUCGGUACUUGCUCACCUCAGACAACUAUUCAACCUGGGUCGUCUCUAUUGAAGCCAAACUUGAAGACAUCGGAGCUCGGGAACUCGUCACUGGACUUGUCAAGAUCGACGAAAAAACUACCCCUGAUGAACUCAAUAAGUAUUCCGUUCUCAAUAAAAAAGGAUACUCGAAAAUUGUUCUGAACCUCGAUGCCGCCAACCUUGCCCUUGUCAGUACCACCUUGCCCGAAGAAGAUCGUUUCAAAGGUCGAGCGUUGUGGAAACUGCUCAAAAAUAAAUAUGCUGGAUCCGAUCUUGUCGCCCGCUCGACUGCCCUCGAUCAAUUUCUUGACCUCGAAUACUCCGAUGUUGCAAAUCAACGACUAGUUCUCGCUAAUGUUCUCAGAGACGAUCAAGUUAAGAUCAUGAUCAUGCUCCGAAAGCUCCCUCGCGAACAAUAUCAAUCGUUCCGAGAUAUCAUCGCAAUGGGUUUCGCCACCGAAACGUUUGAAUCAGCGGUGAAACGUCUUGAAGCUUAUGCAAUCUCCAACAACAUUAAGAAAGAAUCAACUGUCUCGUCCUUCAAUCAAGCCACAAUGAUGACUAAAGCCUCCUUGUCAAAGACUUCGGCCUGCUCACACUGUGGAAAAACCGGCCACCGACCUCACAACUGCUGGAAAAAGUUCCCAGAAAAAGCCCCAAAGACCGAGUCCGCUCAUCUGACCGUGGUCGACGAAUACAAUCAGCUCCGUGGAGUCACCAAUUGGUGUACUCUCCCUGACGGUACCCGCAUGGAUGCAGAUGAUAUCUGA